AUGUUCACACAAAAACACAACCCCGGCCCCAAGACGCACAAGCUCAGACAGUCGAGAAAGGCCUGUGUCGUCUACCUCUUUUCGACCAAGGUGAUCCAGGUCGUCGCCAAGCUGCGCGUCUGGGAGGACCAGUUUCCUGGCCUCAAAGGGCAUCGCUACGCGUGGUUCCCCAGUGAUGAGGCGCUUCCCCCUGACAGCGGCGUUCCAGAGUCACACCUUGGUCAGCUCGCCUGCGCCUUCCUCGUUGCCUUCAUCGCCCCAGUUCCGCGCCUCUCAGCCAACAUGGCCGCCGCUCUUGUCGCCAACGCCGUUCACGGCGAGUGCCGUGCCGACGACUUCCUCGCAGUCGACAACUCGCUUGGCGCCGUCGACGCCGCCUUCUUCGGCUACGACUCGUCCAACGACACUGCCCUCGUCACCGCCGCUCGCAGCGCUGGCGGCGCCUACUCUGUCACGCUGACGUCCGAUCAAGGCGCCCUCCGAGAGAACGAUAGUCUCAUGCCGGACUCGGCAUGGCAGACCAAGGUCUCCGCAGUGCUCGGGCUGAUGGCGGUGCAGAUCACAGUUGGGGUUCUCUACCGCGUUGCUCAGGCGCACGGAGGGGGCUUCCACUUCUCGACAAUGUCGGCCAUCGCCAUCGCCGAGACAUCGAAGCUCGCCAUCACUGUCGCCCUCCACGUCGCCGAUCCGCACCGCGAGAAUGGGAGCAGCGCUUGGGCGGCGGCGAGCGGCCAGCUUAGUUUGAGCGCGUGCCUCCACAUCUUCUCGCUCGCCUCGCUCUACGCGCUCAACAACCAGCUCGCCUUCUACGUCGCCAUCCAGAUGGACCCCGGCACGAUAUUCCUCUUCAAGGCGGCCAACGCGCUCAUCGUCGCCGCCAUCCAGAUGCUCUGCGUCGGCAGGCGCUUCAGCGGCGAGCAGAUUCGCGCCAUGGUGCUGCAGAUGAUUGGCAUCAUCAUCGUGCAGCACGACCCCUGCCGCGGCCAUGGCCGCUACCCACUGCGCGUGUACGGGCUGAUGGCCUUCAGCGUGGGCAUCACCGCAGUCUGCACAGUCCGGAACGAGUACAUCGUCAAGCACUACAGGAUCGCACUCAACGUGCAGAACUCAGUGCUGUACGCGAGCGGAGCUGCGCUCAACGUGACCGCCUUCUUCCUCGUGUCCAACCCGAGCAGCGCGCAAGCCGGGCUGGGCUUCUUCGACGGGUACGACAGCCCGCUCGCGGUGGCGGUCGUCGCAUGCAACACGCUCAUCGGCAUCGCGAUCAACCUCGUGUACAAGUACGCGGACGCGGUCCUCAAGUGCAUCGCCACCGACUGCACCGCCGUCGCCAUCUUCUUCAACCUGCGGCCGUCGCUCACCCUCUGGUGCGGCGUCUGUGUGGUCUGCUACGCCGUCUACUCGUACUCGAUGGCCGCUCGGCCGACGGAGCGCGACCCAGAGGCUAGUCGAGCGCUGGUCAGGGAGGUGAGCAUGCAGGGGAGCAUACAGGACGAGAUGGAGCUGGAGUCGGCACGCGAGGCUCAGCGGCCGAUGCUGCAGAGGACUUAG
Messenger RNA from Emiliania huxleyi CCMP1516, 1551 nucleotides. RefSeq lists its product as hypothetical. Lineage: Eukaryota; Haptophyta; Isochrysidales; Noelaerhabdaceae. The record is from RefSeq and is a predicted model, not a curated record. Gene Ontology annotation, biological process: pyrimidine nucleotide-sugar transmembrane transport. Bases 1 to 1551 code for a protein of 516 amino acids. Gene Ontology annotation, molecular function: pyrimidine nucleotide-sugar transmembrane transporter activity. The transcript has 7 exons. Gene Ontology annotation, cellular component: Golgi membrane.